UGCAUUCAUUCAUUAAUUCUCAAGAACAGUAUGCAAAUGACCAAAAUUCCAGUAUUUUCAAGUUAAGGAAUAGUUGUAAGCAAAAUACUUUUUAAAAAGGGAAAGACUAAAUUGGAAUCUACACUUCGUUCCAGGGUACACCAAGAUGAAUUGAAGACAAGCUUACUUGCAGUGGUGGAGGGAGCUUCCCUUACCUGUCGCUGAAGUAUGCUAAGUACUUUUUGUUUAACUGUUGAUUCAAGUUAGUUUCUUUGGAGUGCUUGCACAAAAUGGAAAAUACUCCUACAAAGGCUUGACUAUUUUGAGUAGGAAGCACAGUUGUCAACUCGUGUCACCUAGGGGGAAUGAAAACCUUUCUUUCUCCCACCCCAGCCCAGCCUUCGUUUCUGGGGGGAAGCGGAGCACAGUAACUGGACCUUAAGCUGGGUUUCGGAGAGAAUCUGCACGUUCUAAGGACCUGGGCUCCUCAAAACGAUCCCCGAAGCUUCAGAUUUCUGUUUUCUCCUAGAAAUAGCCUGAGAAGAACCAUGUUUUUUGGUGUGAGGCAGGGAAGAGGACCUCUAAGGAUAGCUAGUAGGACCACAGAUUUAGAGCAGGAAGGGACCUUGAAAGCCACCUAUGAGAAUUCCACCUCCACCUUUUUUUUUUUUAACAUGAAGAAACUGAAGUUGAAUAAGACUUCUGGGACCUCCUUUCAAGUGUCCGAAGUAGGAUUUGAACCUAGACUACGGGACUCGAAGUCAUGGGCUCAGCUGCUCAACGGAGAAAGUGGAAAAGUAUCUUCGAUUCUCCCAAAGGACGGCCGGCCUCUUUCGGCUUUCAAAUCCAACGGUUCCGAUGAGAAAAGCGUGCAACAAGGGGCAGGAGUCAUUCUAAGUCCAGGGCUAUUAAUGACUAGCAAGCAGCAGCAGCAGCUUUCAGUUGCUGAUUUCAGAACACGCUGCCUCCUCUCGCCUUUCCCCAAGUUUAAGAAACUUGAGCACGUAAACACUUUUUAUGUCUCGACCCCCUUAUCCUCUUUCUCCCCUCUCCUCAGUCCCCUAACCAGAGGGCGGCUUAGCCACAGCUCCCUCCCCUCCCCCGGCGUGUGGCGGCCAAUCGGAAAGCUGCGCACGUGACGAGCUCUGCCUGCGAUGACCUCAUCCCUGGUGUGGGAUGACGUCAAAUUCAAGAUGGAUGGAAUCACAGCGGCGGCGGCGCCCGCGAGCUAAGCGUCAGCGACCUGGGCCUGUGGUCCGACUCCGAGCUAAGGGUCGGGAUAUGAUUUUCCCCCUGAAGACUUCUUUUGCUGCAUCCCAGAAAUUUUGGAACAGCAUUCUGUGGUUCCAUGCCUUCUGCAAAUUCACACCCCUGCCUCAUCAGAUACAGGUCAAGAUGGCGGCAUAGAGGCAGCAAACAUUCAGACCUCUGAAAACCCUUCCUUGCCGAUUGCAAACUAAAGGCUCCUAGGGGACUGAAAAUCAAACCUAACAACAAGACAGAGCCAAGGAACCCUCCUGCUGAACUCAAUUUAAAAGAUAAAUCCAAACAAUGGAGGGACUUCUGCAUUAUAUAAAUCCAGCACAUGCCAUUUCUCUUCUAAGCGCUCUAAAUGAAGAGCGUCUCAAAGGACAGCUCUGUGAUGUUCUUCUAAUAGUGGGAGACCAAAAAUUUCGAGCUCACAAAAACGUCUUGGCUGCCAGCAGUGAAUAUUUUCAGACUUUAUUCACAAAUAAAGAAAAUGAGUCCCAAACAGUAUUUCAACUUGACUUCUGUGAACCAGAUGCUUUUGAUAAUGUAUUAAAUUAUAUUUACUCUUCAUCUUUAUUUGUAGAGAAAAGCAGCCUUGCUGCUGUGCAAGAACUUGGCUACAGUCUUGGUAUUUCUUUCCUUACUAACAUUGUUUCCAAGACUCCGCAACUCUCCUUUCCAACAUGUCCCAAUAAGAAAAAAAUAUGUCAAGAAGCAGAUGAAAGUAGCUCUCAAAAAAGAAGUGUUAUUGUUUGUCAGAGCAGAAAUGAAGCCCAGGGAAAGAAUGCUAGUCAGAUUCAGCAUGACCUAAGCCAUACUUCAAAGGCUUCCCCUAGCAUUGCCAUCAAGACUAAUACGAGUCGACCACAAGUCACAAAACCAGUUGAACCACUUCACAGUUUGUCAUUAAAUGAAGGAAGGUGGGCAAAAGAAAUGUCACUGGCUUAUAGCAACCUUAUUGAGCCUUCUGGAUCUUUGGAUGAUCAGUGCAGAAGUAGUUUGGGAAAAAGAAAUACCCUGUUGCCUUUGAAACCCCUACAAGACAGAGACACUUCGAAUGAUAAACCAGGAGUAAGUAGUCAGCCCUCAGGAGAGAAGGUGGUAGAAAUGUCUUUGAAAAAACCCCAGCCAUCCGUUUUGUCUCUCUGUAGCUCGUCAGAGGCGCCCUAUCUGUUACAAGAAACCGGCAAAGGAAGCAGUCAGGGGAAAGAUAGAAACUUACUGUACUACUCCAAACUGGGACUGGUGAUCCCGUCCAGUGGAGCCGGGCCUAGAAACCAAAGUGUCGAUGGAAGCGGGCCACUCGUGAAGAGUCUUCUCCGACGAUCGCUCUCGGUGGAUAGUCAGGUUCCCGUGUAUUCUUCAGUGAGUCUGAAAACCCCCCCAGCAUCCUCCUCAGCAGCAGGUGAUGCACCGGAGGAUACAUGCAGUGCCGCCUCUCAGACGGCGUCUUCGAAAGAGCCGACCGAAAAAACAGUGCUAGUUCAUCCGACACAGGUCAUCCACCCGCAUCGCCUUAGGUCCUUCAGUGCCUCUCAGUCUUUGGAAAGGGAGCUUGCCUCGCCCGUUACAGAGGUCCGAAUCAAAACGGAGCCCAGCAGUCCACUCUCGGACCCUUCUGAAAUAAUCAGGGUCACUAUAGGAGAUGCAGCAGCCGCAGCGAACAAGAACUUCUCUUUGAAGCUAGAGGACGAUCCAAGUAGACUCAUCGCCAAAAGGAGAUUUCAAGCUGAGCGGAGGCUCCCCUUGAAGAAGCUGAAGGGCAACGAGCAGGGUUCCCUCGGCUCCGAGGAGACGUUCGAGGAGAGCUCGAGUCCUCGCCUCGACGGCGACUUCCCGGAUUCAGAUCUUGGCAAGGAGGAGUAUAGCGAGUUGGAAGAAACGAGACCAAAUAGGAAAUUUAAAUGCAAGCAUUGCCUUAAAAUUUUCAGAUCUACGGCAGGACUUCAUCGCCAUGUUAAUAUGUAUCAUAAUCCAGAAAAACCUUAUGCUUGUGAUAUUUGUCACAAACGAUUUCACACCAACUUCAAAGUCUGGACACACUGUCAAACGCAACACGGAAUCGUCAAGAAUCCGUCACCAGCUUCCAGUUCACAUGCGAUCUUGGAUGAGAAAUUCCAAAGAAAGCUGAUUGACAUAGUGAGAGAGAGAGAAAUUAAAAAGGCCCUGAUCAUUAAAUUAAGGCGUGGCAAGGCAGGUUUUCAAGGGCAGACCGGUACACAAGCACAGCAAGUCAUCAAGAGGAACUUCCGAUCCAGAGCCAAAGGAGCGUACAUCUGUACUUACUGUGGCAAAGCGUACCGUUUCCUUUCUCAGUUUAAACAGCACAUAAAGAUGCACCCAGGAGAAAAACCACUCGGAGGAAAUAAAAUUGCCAAACAAAAAGAACAAGUUCUGCACGAAAGUCCAUUAGAAAAGGAGGCUUAUCAGUGCCAUCUCUGCAGCGCUAAGCUCGCCUCUCUUUUAGAACAAGGAAAUCACGAAAGAUUAUGCAGAAAUGCCACAGUUUGCCCUUAUUGCAGCCUUAGGUUCUUCUCCUCAGACCUGAAACAUGAACAUGAAAGUAAAUGUGAAUAUAAAAAACUGACUUGUCUUGAAUGUAUGCGCACCUUUAAAUCUUCUUUUAGUAUUUGGCGCCAUCAGGUUGAAGUGCAUAAUCAAAAUACUAUGGCUCCCACAGAAAAUUUUUCUCUUCCUAUUCUCGACCACAAUGGUGAGGUAACUAGUACUUCAAAACUACAGGCUCAAUCUGAGUCUAAUAAAGUCAACCAUUUUGUUAGUGCAAAAGAAGAUGGAGUAUUCAGUGAUUCCUCAGAACAAAUAAACUUUGAUUCGGAAGACUCCUCGUGUCUCCCAGAAGACCUGAGUGUUUCUAAACAACUUAAAAUUCAGAUCAAGGAAGAACCCAUCGGCGAUACUCAAAAUGAUGCUUCUGGAACUCAUUUGGUUCCAAAAGAGACCGUGUGUAAUAAAGACACUGGUGUGUGGCCCUGCGAAAAGUGUGGGAAAAUGUUUACUGUGCAUAAGCAGUUAGAGCGUCACCAGGAGCUCCUGUGCUCUGUGAAACCAUUCAUUUGUCACGUGUGCAACAAAGCUUUUCGCACUAACUUUCGUCUCUGGAGCCAUUUCCAGUCUCACAUGUCCCAGACCACAGAAGAAUCGGUCCGUAAAGAGCCCGAGUCAUGCCGACCAGCUCACUCUCCAUCACCACCACCCCUGCCUCCACCAUUGCCCAAAAUUCAGCCUUUAGAGCCUGAUAGCCCGACUGGUUUAUCCGAGAGUCCAUCCACUACUGAGAAACUCUUUGUUCCCCAAGAAUCAGACACACUCUUUUAUCAUGCCCCACCCCUUUCAGCAAUCACGUUUAAAAGGCAAUACAUGUGUAAGCUUUGUCAUAGGACAUUCAAGACUGCAUUUAGUCUUUGGAGUCAUGAACAAACACACAAUUAAGAAAUUCAUUUGUUAAGAAAUUGGAAACUUUUUCCAGAAUAUUUAAGAAGUCCAACCUAAAAAUUCAAAAAGUGCUCAGAGACGAAAAUGGAAGAAAAAUAAAGGUUGGAAUUUCUUGGAUUUAAGAUGAAUUAAACUAACUGAUAUUAGAAGAUAGAAUCCUCAAUAGACUUCAGAAAAACAAAGUAUUAUGGUCUGGGAUCCUAUCGCGUAAUAAUUUAAAUGUAUUCGCAUUGGAAUUUUAUCAUCAUUAUUGUAUGUAUAGUUCUUCAUUCCAUGGUGUCACUAUAAUUUUCAAAUCUUGGCUGCUAACAGUGAGUUGGAAUUAACGGAAUACUAUAACUGACUUCUUGUUUUGAUUAUCCUGAACUCAUAUAUUCUGUUGAAACUCCAUUAAAUACUUGUCACAUUCUUAAAUACUUGUCACGUUCUUGAAGUUCAGUUUAUAGGGAAAUGAUUGAAGAUUUUGCUGUAUCGACAUAGGUUUUAGAAUCCUUUAGCAAUAAUACGUAGAAACCUCAUUAGAAAAGCCAUGAGUUAUCCUGACAUUUAGUAGAAAGAUUUUUAUAUCUUAUGGUCAUGUGGUGGAAUUGUUUCAUGAUGUGUGUAAAAUUCUGAUGAAGCAAAGUUCAACAGCAGUAAUAGUAGUGCUUGAGUUGAUAUGAAUGAAGCGUAUAAACGACCAGUCACUUAGUACCAUUAUUUUUAUUAACAGUGGUCAGAUGUUUGGGAAACUAAGUUGUAAUCUUUAUAGGAGGAUUUAAAAGUCAGUUUACAAUAGCUUCAGUAAUUGUAAUAAAACAGUACUCCAUAGUUUAUAAUAGAAAUAUAGCACUCGAAUACAAAGAGUGUUUGAAUGGAUUUUCAAAGUUCUGUAUUUCUUAUAGUUUAUACUAUUUAUGUUUCUCAAGAUGGAAUGUAUUAGGACUUGAACUCCCACAAAGUUAAGAUAAAAAGAACACCAUUCAUGUGACACUAAUUUUUCAUUAUAAUACUAGUCAUACUUUUGAACAAAAAGUUGGAAGAGAUAUGCACAUAGAUAUCAAGUACCCUGAAGCAGGUAGACUAUGUUUUACAGUAACAUCAUAUGUGUUAUAGUUCAAAGGAGAGGGAAAGCACCAAACUCUACAUUUUUCUACAAUGGUAUAUCUAUAUGUAUGUAUUUUUUUUUCUGUCCACUUUGUGUGUGUGUCUCUGAUUUCUGUUAAAAUUUGUCCUUUGUUUUGUUUUGUCAAAAGUAUGAAAUCCUUCUUUGGCUACCACAACCCAGCUGGGAAAGUUAACAUCAGUAAUAAUUCCUUACACGUUUGUUAAAAAUGAGGGCAAAGGCCAAAAUUAAUUUUUGUCAGGGUGUGAAGUUUCUAAAACUGUUUUAAUAAGUUAUGCCUUUUAGUAGAUGACCAGAAUACAAUGGUGCAUAUUAAGUGAAAAAUUCAGUUUCGUAUCUUUUAAUGGUAAUUAGAUUAAUAUAAUUUCUAAAUCAUUUCUAAAUUAAGGUAGGGUGGAAUAAAAUGAAAGUAUUGAAUUCUUGUAAAGAUAAUAUGAAUUAAAUUACAGAGUUUUAAAAAGAAUAUUCUUUUUGGUAGGUAGGGGAAAGAAGCUCCCUUGACUAGAAAAGGAUUUACUAUUGCUCUAGUAGAGCAAGAUUAUGCUACUCCUAUCUUAACCGUAUUUACUCAUAUUCCAGAUCAAUGGAAAGAAGAUAUUACUCUUGCAAUUUUUAAAAUUAUAAUACAUGGAAGCAUCUUUUUAUGAAAAAAUGUAAGAAUUGGUACACUUCUUGUAUGAAAUUUUGUCUUUUACUCCUCUAUGAAAAUCUACUCCAAGUCAUUUUUAAAAAAUUCUAAAACAAUAUUCAUAAUUAUAUCCUGUUUUAGCUUCUAAUUUUUUUAACUUAAGAAAGCUAACUAUUGCCAUAUUUACAUGUACUUAAGAGAGGGAACUUAUGCUGCGGAAAGCUAAAAUUGGGAAAUAUAGUAUUUUUUUAUUCCAGAGAUUUUGGUGUUUAUUAGUAUGUCAUCAUCUAUAAUAUGGUACAACUUAAAUCUUGAAUACUUGGGAACGAUUACAUAUUUUUUUGGUCAAAAAGAUAUCAUUUAGAAGUUAUUAUUACCUGUAUAAUUAUUAAUCGGAUUAAUUUCAUCUGGAAUAAUUCAGUAAUGAAGUAUCUUUUUAACUAUAGGAUUAUAUAUCACAAGUUUAAGUAUUAUGCUCUGUUUUUGAACAUUUUUAACUAUUACUUUUAAAAAUCAGUUACAAUUUUUUAAAAAAUCUAAAUAUAGUCUUCAGUAUGUUGUUAAAGUAAAAUUUUUAAUUUUGAAGGUUUUUGUCUUGUGUUUUAAAAUUAAUGUUCUUAUCCAAUGAAAGAACACAAGAUCUCCAAAUAAAGUUUUGUAUCUGAAAUAUUUACAUGGCAAUUAUAUUGGUUUUUCUGUUUUGUUUUAUUUUCAUGUAGAAUCCUAAAAUCAUUUGGAUGUGAAAAUGUUUACUUGUUGAAUAAGAAAUGAAAUAUGCUUCCAUUCAUGUGACCUUAGUAAAUUUCCAUGCAUAAAGUAACAGAAAUGUUAGUUUAUUUUAUUUCCUAAUGAGCUUUUAAGAAGUUUUAAUCAAUGUCAACAUCUCCACAGCAAGAGGCAAAUUGAUAAUUAACAAUAAAUUAUUUUUAUUUUUGCAACCCCUUGUUGAGAUACUAAAGAUUCAUGAGGUGAAGAGGGCUUGAGUAGGGUCUUUUUGCAUUGUAGUUACUUAUUUAGAAAAUUCAUAUUAUCCUUUGUAAAUAUUCAAGUUGUCUACUUUUUUCAGAAAUGGAUUUAUGGGAACGUCGCAAAAAUGUUUUAAUGUAUAUUUUGUUAAUGUGAGAAUUAAGGUCUUGAGUAACCAUUUUCUUACAUUAAAAAAAAAUAAGAUAAAGACAUUUUUACCAAUCAUUCAAAAUAAGCAAUGAAAAUAAUUAUAUUUAUAUAUUUAAAAGUAGGGGACAUGAACUUUAAUAUUAAUUGAUGUUUUUAAAAUUAGUUUUUAUACAUUUACAAUGAAUAACAUUUUCAGCUGUAUUGAACUAUAUAAAGGACAACAGUUAUUUUAGCUGUGUUUUUGUGAGAAAAAUAGAUAAUUUUGUCUUUAGACAUUACAUGUGGGGAAACAAUGCAUAGCACGAUUUCCCAUUUCAGAAACACAAUUGUAGACUUUGCUCCCAAAUGUACCAUAACUUAAGGAAUAUUGUGAUUUUGCAUGCAACUUUGGUGCUGAGUGAUUUAUGUGAAACAAGAGUUAAAGGUAGCCAUUAGUUGAGAAUUGACUUGGGGAAGAGGAAUGUAGUAUAACUAAAUUAUUCUGAACAUAAGCUGCCAUUCAUCUUUCUACUAAAUGUAACCAUUUGGUUUAUUCAGCAGAGUUAGCGUGUAUCACUGGCACUGCUACUCGCGAGAGUAUAAUUAUUUGCAUCACUUAGAUUUUUCUCCCCAAAAGGACUUCUCAGUAAUGCAAAUCGGAUUCUUUACUUUUCAUUCUAUUAAUGAUCAGCUUUUCGUGUCUUGCAGACACAUAUUUCUAAAAGGCAAAGGAUGCCAUGGAAUUGGAUCGUUUAAAAAUUACAGUCAUAUUUAUUUGAAUACUAAAUAUUGUUAAGCCUGAAGAAAGUUUUUAAAAAUAGAUUUUUUCUUCUUACUCUUUUUCGAUUUGUUAUUUGAAGCACUUGUUUGGUUUUCUCGAAAUUUAAUAUACCAUUUUAGUGCUUGUGUUUAUUUUUUGUGGCCUGUGUUAUUGGGGUAUUUCUACCCCAAAGAGGGGGGAAGACAAAUAAUGGGUUUUGAAAUAAGGAAGAUAUUCUUAUCAGAUUUUGUAAAACUUUUAAAAACACAAGACUGAAUUGAGGAAAUUCCUUACCAAUAACGUAAUUCAGAAAUACCUAGUCCUACUUCUUGGUGUGUAGAGAAGGAUUUUCAGCAAGCUGUUCUAACACAGAUGCCCUGGUUUUCAAGUGGCAAUGCUUUUCCCUCUUCGCAUUAACCUCUUGGAGCUGCUUCUAAAUUCUGAUUAAAAUGGCUGCGAAGGGAAGAAAAAAGCACUGUUUUAUAAUUCUGCAUAUUUUGUAGUUAUAUAUACAGUAAAUCAUUGUGGAAUUUUGUUUAAGAAUAAAUAAGGUUUUUUUAAUUUCUAACUAAAA
Messenger RNA from Monodelphis domestica (gray short-tailed opossum), 8845 nucleotides. NCBI's taxonomy places the organism in Eukaryota, Metazoa, Chordata, Mammalia, Didelphimorphia, Didelphidae. The record is from RefSeq and is a predicted model, not a curated record.